This is a messenger RNA of Spodoptera exigua (beet armyworm), 1588 nucleotides long. Lineage: Eukaryota; Metazoa; Arthropoda; Insecta; Lepidoptera; Noctuidae. The record is from the annotation of a GenBank genome assembly.
AUUAAUAUCUCAUAGCAAUUGGAAACGUUUGCGUGCAAUCAUGUCUGCCGCAGUCGCUUUGUUCUUGCUAUCAUUGUCAAUUACGUGUAAUGAUGCAGCUCGAAUACUGGCUAUGUUUCCAGUACCUUCAAUCAGCCAUCAAGUAGUGUUCAGACCUUUUACUCAAGAAUUAGUCAGUAGAGGACACCAAGUGACAGUCAUCACACCAGAUCCUGCGUUCCCAAAAGGAGGAGCACCAGCUAACCUAACAGAAAUCGAUGUUCAUGAUUUUUCUUAUGAAACCUGGAAGUCUCUUUACGAAGUAACGUCGACUGGUGAUACUGAUUUGAUCCUGCAGAUGACAGUAGCAUUUUCUAUAAUAGUGGAUAUUGUUGAGAUGCAGUUGAAGUUGGAUGCCGUGCAGAAGCUUUUAAAGGAGGAGAAGUUUGACUUGCUGCUGUUAGAAGCUUGUGCCAAACCAUCGUUGGUGUUAUCACAUGUGUAUAAGGUACCAGUGAUUCAAGUGUCGUCCUUCGGUCCAAUGAAUUUCAACGUCGAAACAAUUGGGUCAGCCUGGCAUCCGUUGCUCUAUCCAGGGAUUUUAACGAAACGUUCGCUCAAUUUGUCUAAAUGGGAGAAACUUGUGGAAUUGUGGAACUUUUAUAGAAUCGAAAAUAUUCUGAAGGGUGUUGAAAAUUCGGAGAACGAAAUGGGUAAACGACUGUUUGGACCAGAUGUGCCAACUAUGAGUGAAUUGAAGAAUAAUGUUGAUAUGCUGUUUUUGAAUGCCCAUCCGAUUUGGGAAGGGAAUCGUCCAGUGCCACCUAGUGUUAUUUAUAUGGGAGGGUUACAUCAAAAACCUCAAAAAGAAUUACCAGCGGACCUCAAAAAGUACUUAGACUCUUCAAAGAAUGGCGUGAUUUACAUCAGCUUCGGUACAAACGUCCAACCUUCACUGCUACCACAAGACAGAGUGCAGAUGAUGGCCAAAGUCUUCUCUAAACUUCCUUACGACGUGCUGUGGAAGUGGGACAAGGAAGAACUGCCAGGACGCUCUAAGAACAUCAAGAUAUCAAAAUGGCUGCCACAAUCUGAUCUUUUAAGGCAUCCGAAAAUCAAGUUAUUUAUAACACAAGGAGGUUUACAAUCAACUGAUGAGGCUAUAACUGCAGGAGUUCCUCUUGUUGGAUUUCCUAUGUUAGGAGAUCAAUGGUAUAAUGUGGAAAAAUAUGUCCAUCAUGGAAUCGGACUACAACUGGAUCUGCUUUCAACAAAUGAGGACGAAUUUAAGAAUGCCAUUCACACUGUUAUAAAUGAUGAGAGUUACCGAAACAAUGUAGAAAAGUUACGCAGUGUGAUGUACGACCAGCCUCAACCUCCACUGGAACGAGCUAUAUGGUGGACGGAACACGUGCUGCGUCACGGUGGUGCGAGACAUCUGCGAGGACCUGCAGCCAACAUGUCGUGGGCAGAGUACCUCGAACUGGAAUUAGUAUUAAUAGUACUAGCUAUAGUAACAUGUUUCCUUCUAGUAUUAUCAUUGAUCGUAUACUGCUUAUGGAAAUUCGUAAAGAUGCAAAUGAAGUACAGAAAGUUAAAAGAUAAUUGA